Entelurus aequoreus (snake pipefish) is the source of this 1507-nucleotide messenger RNA. Its product is annotated as fas-binding factor 1-like. Bases 73 to 1200 code for a protein of 375 amino acids. NCBI's taxonomy places the organism in Eukaryota, Metazoa, Chordata, Actinopteri, Syngnathiformes, Syngnathidae. The record is from RefSeq and is a predicted model, not a curated record. The transcript has 10 exons.
GAAGCUGUGCACUUUCACUGUAGUUUACUGGAAGAGCAGAAUAGGAAGAGCCUGGAAAGCGCAAGGAGUGAGAUGCAGCAAGAACAGAAAAAUGUACUGACUCUUCAGGACAAAGUGACAGAGAUGCAACGUAGAGUCCAAGAGCUGGAGGGUGAGCGAAUUGUACAGCAGCGAGAGCACGAGUCUCUGCUCAGGUCACUGAAGGAGGAGCACCAGGCCGAGAUGGAGAGGUUGCAGAAACACAUGCUGCAGAAGAGUGGGAGGACUGUGCUUCAGCUGGAGCAGGCUGCUCUGCUGGCAAAGGGAGAAGCUGCAAAGAUGCACCAGAUGCUUGAAGAGAAGGAUAUAAGCCAUAAUGAAGCCAAAGCUGAACAGGAGCAGCAGAUCAGGGUUUGGGCUCAGGAGUUGGUGGCUGAGUGUGAGCAUCUCCACCUCUUAAUGGAGCAAAGUGGUGGCAAACAAAAUACACUAAAGCUCCUUCCCAGCCCUACCAUAGAUGAGGCUAUCACCUACCUGAAGUCUCUAGAAGACCCCUUGAAGCAUCUGCAUCAGGAGUUGGAUACGCUGAAGCAAAGCAGUGAGCAGCUGCUUAAAGACAAGGAACGAGAGAUAAGGAUUCAGAGGCAACAGUUGAGGACCGAGCGAAACCUAGUCUUGGAUUCUCUGAAGGAACGUCUCAUUCAGGAGCACAUUGAGGAGCUGAGCAGUCUGAAAUGUUUUUUUACAAGUGACGGAGGGCUGGAGGCCUCUCUUCGCAAGCAGCUGGAGGCCAAAGACAUGGAGCUGAGGCAGAUCCAGAGGAACAUGUCUCAGUGGAAAGAACAGACCACUGCUCGUCUGGCCUGCAAGUUUGAGGAAGAGUUGACCGCCGAACUGGAAAGGUGCAGGACAAAGUUAUUAAAGGGCAGAAAACCAUCAAAUAUACAAGAGGAGACGCAAAAGUCGGAUGGUCAGACGAGGCUUAGCACAAAGCAUCAGGAUGCUCUGUAUUCCAAGUACUCCACCUGCGUUUAUGCUGCCGCACCCCAUGUCCCGUCAGACGUGGCCUCGUUAAAACUUGUACAUUACUUGCAGAGCAGAGUCAAGCAGCUCCGUGUAGAGAACCAGACAUGUAGGCCAACACCUGUGAAGACAGGACCCUGCCUACCUACACACACACUUCAAGAUAGUGGGGAGAAUUCAGAGUCCCUUGUCCAUUAAGGCAGUCUCAAGUUAAGGGCACCACAUGCACUAUUUCUUGAACACGUUUUGCAUUUCAUAAGAAAUGAAUCAUUCCUCGUUUUGUGUGCUAAAGAUAACAGCUUAACAAGCAGGUCACAGUGACAAAUGACACAACCAAAGGUUUAGUUGUCGUCUGCAUUUUUCUAUGUGUCAAUGCUUUAUGGCUCAAGGUUUGCAGAUUUAACAGGAGACGUCAGAAAACCUCAUAAAAGGUCUUAUUUGUAUGGUCAUAAAAGUUACUUGUUGAAAUUGUACAUUUGAAGUGAUCUUUCCAAAUAAACAUUUA